AAAAGUCUCGCGGGCCACCACCGAGCGUGACGAUCUUCGAUCCGUUUCGCUCCUGGAUCAAUCGAACUCAUAUCCACAGUCUUCGUUUUCCCAACAAGUCUCCUCGUCCUCGAGCUUCCAUGUAACACCUCUGGACUCCCAGGUUGUUGAUUUGUUUGAGCCAAACUAGUAGCAGCGGAUGGUCAAGAAAAAGCCAAAACAGCAGGGCACGACACCUGGCAAUGACUAUGAUUCUACCUGCGAGGUGGAUCCCUACGAAGAUACGAGCUGGGUGAUUGUGAAAAGAGCAGAGGAUCACUAUUUUGGUGCCUCCUUUACCUGUUGCGGAAAAAUCUGCAGUGUCAAAGCCAUCCUCGAGCCAGGUACAAGACAUACCUAGGGAACAUGUGCCAGACAAAUCACCUCUUCCAGCUGAGGGGAGUCCUGUAAUGCCAUCUGUCAGUGAAUACGAGAAGGCGACAUCAUUGCCACUCAAGAAUGACAUAUUUGUGGGAAAGGUUUCUUCUCCACAUCUGUCGGACAAACCUAGAAUCUCAGGGAUGGAUUCCAGAACACAGUCCAUGAACCCUGCCAAAGUUUCUGGCCAGAAGUUACAUGAAGUAGUGAAAACAUCAAAUACCUCGAAAAGUAUCAAACAGGAGAGAGUGUUAAGUAGUCCUUGUUACUUCUCCAGCGGGGUGACAUUCCUUCAUCAACAGCUCAAGGCACGAAAUCUCGAGAAGAAACUUCAGAAGGCCGGUGGACUGAGCAGCUGGCUGAUGUCACUGGGGCUGGGGCAGUUUGUGAGGAUCUUCCGGUGCAGGCGCAUCAAUGAGUUUCAGCUGGCUAAUAUGACGAUGAAGAAGCUCAAAGAUAUGGGUGCCGCUGCCGUGGGGCCUCGGAGGAAAUUGAUGCACGCUAUCGACUGCGUUUGUGAUCCUUAUCAUCGAGGACUUGAAGUGCCUCCUAGGAUCUGCUGAGCCCUUAAGCUAUUUGAAAAGAUACAUGACCCAGAAAACCGUUGCUAAGGCCAACUUCUUGCGAAUUAGAAGCGUGCGGACAUGACAACAAGAAAAACAUCCAGGGGCUUUUACGGGUGUCCUGGCCCGUGAACAUAGGCUGCUGAUAUUUUUGUCCUCGCUGUUGUAUUAAGAGAAAUGAACUCGGUUGCUCCAUGUAAUUAGUUUUCUCUGUUUCUUUCCCUUUUCUUGGCUAAUCGGACACAUUCGGCCAAUGCCGCUGGAGCCUGGCUCUACCCACGUGAAAGAGGUUGCUGUGUAGUGAAGAAUUUUUGGGGUAGUAGAGUUUCGGCUUAGGUUGUGCUC
Rhodamnia argentea is the source of this 1304-nucleotide messenger RNA. RefSeq lists its product as uncharacterized. The coding region runs from base 429 to 959 and encodes 176 amino acids. The transcript has 2 exons. Lineage: Eukaryota; Viridiplantae; Streptophyta; Magnoliopsida; Myrtales; Myrtaceae. The record is from RefSeq and is a predicted model, not a curated record. Gene Ontology annotation, molecular function: protein binding.